This is a messenger RNA of Acanthaster planci (crown-of-thorns starfish), 1800 nucleotides long. RefSeq names its product zinc finger protein SNAI2-like. Gene Ontology annotation, biological process: regulation of DNA-templated transcription. The record is from RefSeq and is a predicted model, not a curated record. Lineage: Eukaryota; Metazoa; Echinodermata; Asteroidea; Valvatida; Acanthasteridae. Gene Ontology annotation, molecular function: RNA polymerase II cis-regulatory region sequence-specific DNA binding; DNA-binding transcription factor activity, RNA polymerase II-specific.
ACGCAGACACGUUCACGUGCCACAUCCACAUAGUGCGUGAUGUCUUUGAACUUCAUGCACAAGCAUAAACCGCCUAACUUCACUUUAGCGAUCAUAAAUUAAUUUAAUUAUAAGUUCAGUCAUCAGAAAAGUCAGACACAAAGUACAGGAAACAGUGUGACAUUUCAACAAAAUGCCAAAAUCAUUCCUGGUAAAGAAGCAAGUGAACAAUGUCAACGCGUAUGAGAAACUUCGCAGUGGGAUCGAAAGUACAGUAAAUCUCAAGACAGCCGGUGUUGGUACGCAACCACUGCACACUGACGGCAGCCCAUCUAAUGAAACAUUUGACCCCCAUAAUGUUGAGAACGCUCCAUCCCUGGCGUCCAAUUCCUUUCCCUUUCUUCAAUCGAAAGGAAUGUCUUGUGGGACUCAGCAACCAUCCUACUGGCAUCACAGUAUCCUCUUUGCUCACAGUCAGCCAACUAAAAUGAUUUGUAGCGGAAACAAAGCACAGCUGAGUGGACGAUGCCAAAAUAGCCAAUUCAGACAACCGCCAGCAAGUCAGCUGCAGUUUACUGAGUUAUCAUCCACAGCUGCCGUUCCCGGUGUUGCUUCCAUGGCUCCCAUCUAUCAAGUAGAAGACAACUUACCUCUGAAAAGAUCAGGCCUGAAAGUGAAAGCUGUGACGGAAAAUGAAAACCUGGCUUCUGCACCCAAAGACAGGUGGCGUUUCAGUGACAUGCCCACGUACAAAUGUCAUGAUUGCUGUAAACUAUUCACUACCUCUAACAGCCUAGUAAAACAUAGACAGCUCCACUGUGAAGCGGCCCCAGGCAAUGCUAAGUGUUUCAGUUGCAAAAACUGCGAGAAACAGUACAUGUCUUUAGGAGCACUCAAGAUGCACAUUCGGACUCAUACACUGCCGUGCAAAUGCAAGUAUUGUGGCAAGUGUUUUUCUAGACCUUGGCUCCUGCAGGGUCACAUCCGCACACACACUGGAGAGAAACCUUUCUCAUGUACUCACUGCCGACGUGCUUUUGCUGAUCGCUCAAACCUUCGUGCUCACCUCCAAACACAUUCAGAGGUCAAGAAGUACAGUUGUCACCACUGCACAAAAACCUUCUCCAGGGUUUCACUUUUAGCAAAGCACGAAGAAUCUGGUUGUUUUCCACAGUCACUCGCUAGUGAAGAGCCAAAAAAACUCUAAAUGUACAAACUUUUAUCAAAGCACAAUAUGACAUUCAAACAACUAGAGUUCUGAUGUUAAAAUUCCUAGAAAAUAUCGAAGCAGAAGUGAGACUGGAUUUUUUCUAAACGGUAAGCAUCAAAGGGUCAAGUUGUCAUUGCCAGUUGUACCUGUUGGGGGUAGAAUUCGAAACUUACCCGUUAAGUCAUUUGAAUAUGGCUUUCCAGAGGAUUAUAUCCUGAUUAGACAAUUUCUAUACUUCAUUGGGAACAUUUGGGCCACUAAUCUAUGUACCGAAUUUGCCAGUUGUUCACUAUAAAAAGGCCAACCAAAUGUUGGGGGAAAUUGAAAGUUUAGGAUGUUAAAAAGCAUUACAGUGUUUGACCAAUCCCUGGAUGUGUGUUGUAACAAAUUUAUUACCAAGAACAAAUACUAAUCAUUAACAUAGAAAACCCAUGUGUAAUUCAUGUUCAGUAACAGUAAUGUGAACAAAGCAAUAAUAUGUAAUAAACUGUAAAGCUAUAUUCAUCUUCAAUAAGAAAUGAAUACACUGGACCCAUGGGAAAGUUCCAAUAGAUAUUAAAAUCACCCGAUGUGAACAAAAAGGACAAGUUUUGAAUACCGUGCACAUAAUG